UCUUCAUUCACUACCAUGGGUCGUGGCAUCCUCUUGACUUCGAAUCUCCCUCAACUGCAAAAUCUCAUCAAGCGUGACCCAACUGCAUACAAGGAAGAAUUUCUGCAGCAAUGGAACCAUUACAACAGUAUUCGCCAGAUUUUUCAAGCAAAUCCAAGCGAACACGCCCAACAAUUCAGAGAGCUCGUCACAUUCAUCGCCCAGGUCGCACCCUGCUACCCCAAGGAAACAGCGGAAUUUUCGUCUCAUCUUUCUACAUUGCUGCUAGAAAACUAUGCAACCUUGUCGCCGGAUACAAAGAAGGCUCUCGUCCAAAAUCUUGUCAUGCUCCGCAAUAAAAAUGUCAUAACGUCCAUCGACCUCCUCAAGACCCUCUUUCCUCUUCUUCCUCGCACCACUUCCUCUGCGUUGCGCUCUUCGAUCCGAAAAACCAUCCUCUCUGACAUACGUGCCGCAAAUAUCCAUUCAACAAACCACAAGCUCAAUCGUGCCGUUCAAGUCAUGCUCUUUGGUAUGGUUGAAAGAGGAAUGGACGGACAAGUUCUUGGUGACAAGGGUAAACUGAGAGCCUCCACCUCGCAGUCUGCUUCCCCAACCAACAGCCACGAUGCAAUGUGGGCUAUCAUUCUUACCAAAGAACUCUGGAGAAAAGGCAUUUGGACUGAUGUUAAACCUGUCUCCAUCGUUGCACUUGGCUGCUUCCAUCCCGUCGUCAAGGUGCAAAGCGCAUCUAUCCAUUUCUUUCUGGGUAGCGAUGAAGAAAAAGACGAUAGCGAUGAUGAGGAAGAAGAGACCAUAGAUGUCCGCUCUCUCCAUCAUCGCCGAGAAAUAAACAAGAAGACAAGAAGCGGCGACAAAAAACUUCAGAAGAAGCUCAACAGUGCCAAAAAGAAGCAACAAAACGGAAAAGGCGAUGCGAAUCCCAACUUCCCUGCUCUCCAACUCCUCAAUGACCCUCAAACAUUUGCCGAGAAACUCUAUGAUGUCCUCAACCACUACGAAAAACGGUUUUCGCUCGACCACAAGAUCCUCAUCAUGCAGCUCCUUUCCCGUGUCAUGGGCUCGCACAAGCUUUGCGUCCUCGGGUUUUACACAUAUAUUGUCAAAUACCUUACUCACCACCAACUGCGCGUCCCGGCUAUACUCGUCAGCCUAGCGCAGUCUGUACACGAACUGACACCCCCCGACGCGCUGACACCCAUUAUUCAAAAACUUGCUCACGAGUUCGUUCACCCAGGUGUGGCCAGCGAGGUCAUUGCUGCUGGGUUGAAUGCUAUACGCGAAGUAUGUAGGCGGCAGCCAUGGGCCAUGGAGGAAGACCUGUUGGGAGAUUUAGUCGAGUACAGGAAGAGUAAGGAUAAAGCCGUGAUAGCUGCAGCGAGGGGCCUUCUGCAGCUCUAUCGUGACGUCAAUCCGGGAAUGUUGAACCGUAGAGAGCGGGGCAAAGAAGCUAGCAUAGGAAUGGCUUUGGGUACCCAGCCUUUACCCUUCGGGCACAGCGCAGAUGCUGCUGUAGAUAUUGAGGGGCUUUUGUUAUUGGAAGACCAUUUCCACAAGCUUCGAGAAGAAGACGUGGAUAUAGAUGAGGCGAGCGAUGCUGGUUGGGAGAACUGGGAUGUCGAGUCUGACGAGUCAGAUUCCGACGAGGAAUCUGAAGGGUGGAUAGACGUAGACGAUGGCGAUGACCAGCUGGCCAUUAGCGAUAGCGAAGAUGAGGGCGAGGAGAAGGAUGGAACGAACGCCAAACCUGAAGACAGGGAUGCUGAAGAUCUGGUAAAGCGGGUUUCCACUCUGGCGACUACUAAGAUUCUGACGCCUGCUGAUUUCUCCCUGCUAAAUGAUCUUCGAAUACAAGCUGCUGCACAAGCUGUGGAAGCAGGCGGUGGUCCCAAAGCAAAACGGAAACUAGCCGCACUUGAGGGGAACAAAAAGGCAAUGCAGGGUGGGCAAGAGGACGCUUUCAUAUCAGAGAACGACAUCCUUGGUCCACGCAAGAAAGCAAAAGCUGAUUACGCAGAGCGAAUGGCGUCAAUAGCAAAGGGACGUGAAGGGCGAGACAAAUUUGGCUCACACAAAGGGAAGAAGAACAAGGAGAUGCCGAGCAGCUCAACGAAUCGUGAAAAGACUAGGAAUAAGCCAAUCAUGAUGAUAUUAAGUAGCGGGACGGUGAGAGGAAAGAAGAAGGCUUCGUUGAGAGAGAAGCAGCAGAAAUUGAGGGCCCAUAUUGAAAAGUCGAAAAAGGCCCGUCGGUAGGAUACGGAUUUAUGAGAAUGCAUAUAUAAAUAUUUACUUGGGUGUCAGUUGAACUUCCCU
Messenger RNA from Guyanagaster necrorhizus, 2313 nucleotides. RefSeq names its product protein required for actin cytoskeleton organization and cell cycle progression. The transcript has 7 exons. The record is from RefSeq and is a predicted model, not a curated record. Bases 16 to 2253 code for a protein of 745 amino acids. Lineage: Eukaryota; Fungi; Basidiomycota; Agaricomycetes; Agaricales; Physalacriaceae. Gene Ontology annotation, biological process: ribosomal large subunit biogenesis; ribosomal large subunit export from nucleus. Gene Ontology annotation, cellular component: nucleolus.